Molecule: messenger RNA, 1123 nt
Organism: Neoarius graeffei (lesser salmon catfish)
Lineage: Eukaryota; Metazoa; Chordata; Actinopteri; Siluriformes; Ariidae
Product: transmembrane protein 272-like
Exons: 5
Coding region: 329-928 (199 amino acids)
Source: RefSeq, a predicted model, not a curated record
GUGUAAAUUAAUCAACCCCAGCUCUCCAGUUCCUGAGUAUUCCUAAAGUUAUUUAAACACACACACUGAAUUUUCACUCUUCUGUACAAAAAGCAGAAUCGAAUUGUAAAUAUAUAAAGCUGGAGAGAUUAUAUUUUAAUAUAAUUAAUAUCAGAUUAAAAAUCUCAAUGCUUCUGACUUUAAAAACCCGUUCAGGGAAACGCUCUGAAACGCGCAUGCGCACAUAGACGGAGUGAGUUCAGCGGAUUGUGUGCUUCACUUUCUCUUUUCCUCUGCUGGGAAACGAACACACAACCUUCUGUCUGCGAUUCGGAUGAGUGUAUGAGAAAUGGAGGAUCGAGCCCUGCUGCACAAUAUCAGACAGACUCCUAAACCGAGUCUCCCAGUUCUGAGUGCGUCUUACCUACAGUUUGUACACCGGUCUCACUCUUUAUUACUCCCUACACCUUCCUCACUAUUUAUAAUCUCCAAACUGAUGGCCAUUGCUUUACCUGUUGCUCAGCUUGUCAUUGGCGUGCUGUACCUGGAAGAAUGUCCUUGUCAGCCCCUUAUCCCGAUCUACCUUUUGGUCUCGGGUGUGUUUGCAAUCAUGCUGGUCAUGUUGUCGUGUCUCCCCUGUACUCAGGAGGGGGAGAAUGGGGGUGGAGCCAUCAGCACCUUGUGCACCACCUGGAAUUCCCUCGUUACACUGUUCCUGUUCUGCUGGUUUAUUGCAGGUAACGUGUGGAUUUAUUCCAUCUAUGAGCCAAGUUAUGACCAACACACAGUGCAAUACUGUGCGAAGACGCUCUACCUUUUCGCGUUUUGGACUGUCACACUUGUCUACAUUAUCAUUGGCCUGAUCAUCACAGCUGGUUGUUGUAUCAUGGUAUGCAUGUGUUUGUGCAGUCGAGCAGGAAUCUCCAGCGGUCUUACUGAUGACGUCUGACACACCAGACAUUUCAUUACACCCGCAUAUCUUGUACACAGUUGUACUGAGCCUGAGACAGGAACGGGUCACGUGAUAUUUUUUUUUCUUUGUGCUUAAUCAUGUGUGUAUUCAGACUGAUUGAUAUAUAUUCAUAUACUUCUGGUUUAUAAUUAACGUGUAAUUCUGAACAUAAUAAAAAAAAAUGUUGUAUAA